GGUUGGGGGGGGGGAGCGGACGGGGGGGAAAGAAACCCGCUGCCGAACGAAACCACUCCUUUCCGCCGCCGCCUCCUCCUUCCCCCCUCUUUCUCUCGGCCGCCUCUCUCAACCGCCAACCGCUUUCGAUGGCCGAGGAUGCCGAGGAAUCGUUCAGAGAAUGGCGGCGCUGAAGCGGGCAUUUGCGGAUGUUAUCUUGAACACGGCGAAGGAGUCGGCGGUUCGGAUUCUGGCCUCCGAGCGGAGGGUGCUCCAGCUGCAGCAGAGUCUGUCGCUCGCCAGGGAAGAGUCACUGGACAUGCUUCUCCGAUUGAAGUCCAUCAUGGACUCCAAGAUUAAUGAAUUGGAAAAGUCCAAUCUAUCUCAGGUAAGGAAAAUUCAAAAACUUGAAGUUCAACUCGGUGAAGCAAAGGGUACAAUAAAUUUUCUUAGAUCUGAACUGAAGAGAUUGAAUUCUGAAUUGGAUCAAAGGAUGGAUAUUCAAGCUGAGUUUCCCGAUGGGAAAAGCACAGGUCACAAUGCCACUUCUGAGAAAUAUAAUUGUAAAGAAAACAUACAUAAUUCUGACUCACACCUGUACUCUAAAAGAGGAGCCAAAAGUGUACCGAAUUCUGACUGCUGCUUCACCAAAGGCGUGACACAAGAUGAACCUUUGAAUAAUUUGAUUGCAGUGGAUAAUUACGCUGGCAACCCUGACUUGGCAUCAAUAAUACUGAGCAACAAAGAGCCAGAGCUUUAUCGAAACGGAUGCACCCAGAGGAUUCGAGCUUUUGAGCGGAAUCAAGUAUCUGGGAAAGAGUUCUCUACACAAAUCCAUGACCAGGUCUCAGACAUAAAGAGUGAAACAAUGAUGUGUGAGAAUGGAAAACCUGAAAGGUCUCACACCAAAGAUUUUGCUAUGGUGAAAAAACCAGUGUGUCGUAGGAAACGAAGAGUGCAUUGUAAAAAGCAUAUUAUGAAGUCUACAGAAUGUGGUUAUCAUGACAUGCGACAUUGUAGAUCCCUGGAGAGUAGUCAUUCUAAGUUUUCUAUGGCGACCAAUGACCAUAUGUCAAACAUAAAGAAUGAAACAAACAUGUGCGAGAAUAAAAAAGCUGAAGGGCCCUGGGCCAUAGAUUUUGGUAUGGCAGAAAAAAUAGUAAGAAGAAAGAUGCGGCGUCAAAAACGCAUGAGGCCUGCUAAAUGUAUUACUUAUCAUGACAUGCAACAUUAUGGAUUGCUAGGUAGUAAUCAUUCCAAGGUUGGAGAAAAUGACAAGGAUAGAUCUGCUGGUAAUUCACAGAGGGCUAGCGGUGAAGCACCUCUAAAGACACUGGAUUCUUGUUCACCUCAGAUGUCUGGAGAAAAUCAGGAAACAACAAAAGAUCAAAAGACUAAGUUGAACAAAUUUUCCAAUCAUAGAAUCUCAGGGCUUUUAGAUGGCAAUAGAAUAAUGACAAGGAGAUCUGUUCUGAAACUAUGCAAUACUUGUGAAGAUCAUACUGGUGGAAGCCAUACUUCUGGUAGUGGAGCCACUUUUCAAGAAAAUAGUCUAAAGGAAUCUUUGGUACUAGGUACAAGUGAGGUGAUUGAUGAUGCAGUUUCAGAUGCUGUUAAAAAUGGCACACUGCUACAUGAGAUAAUGUUGUCAAAAGCAGAUGAUAAAUUAGCAGAAGAUUUAGGUACUUCUAUAACAAAAGAGGGUCACGAUGAUUCUAAAGAUGAACCUUGCAAGCCAUGUGGACCUGCUGCUGAAGAUCGAAGUGACAAAAUCCUCAAAUAUACCUUUCAGAGGAAGCGGAAGAGGGUUUCUAUAGAUAGCAAAGUUGACUCUACAUCUUUAGAGGGAAGCAUGUCCAAGCAAACAGUGGAGAAAGAUAAUGCUGUGCUGGACCCUCAGAAAUCUAGCUUACUAGUGGAAUCAUCCAGAGAGAGUAGGAGACUGGCACAGGUUGCUCGACAGGUUGGUAUAUCACAAGCCCAACAGAAGAGGAGGUAGAGGAGCAAGAGGAACAUGAGAAGAAGAUAAAGUAGAGGAAGACAAGGGGGGAGAGAGGCGUACCUUAUGCUGGAGAGGAGGCAGCGACCCUUACAAGGAGGAGAAAGUGGUGGUGGUGGCAACCCUUACAAGGAGGAGAAAGUGGCGAGUGACGAGUUGGAGGCAGCAGUGGCAAAUUGGUGGGGAGGAAGAGGCGGAGGGGAGAGAGAUAUGAUGCAUGAGAGAAAGAAAGAGAAUGUGCAACGAGAAAAAGAAAGGGAAAAGAAAUGAAAAAGAAAAGGCAGCUGUCAAGCUAUCGAAAGAAUAAAAGAAAAAGGAAACCUAAUGGUAGGCUUACAAUUUGAUACACCCUGUUUCGAUUGGAAAAAGAGGAUGUUACAUCUGAGACGCUGAUUAUAUCAAGCUGUAAGCCUGGUAUGAAAUGGUACCAGACAAAAAUUUGUGGUCCACGUACCAAUUCACUGUUAGAAUGUUAAAUACUGGUCUGUACCUACCAGUACACUUGAUUUUUAACACCAUGAUGUUAUGUAACAUCUAUAGUAAGCAAAGGUGGACUUGCAAGAUCUUAAAGAAGGUGAGUUUUUCUUAACAAGCUGUAUGCAAGAGUUAGCAAACAACACACUAUUUCAACGUAAGCUCAUAUGUCUUGCAAACAAGCCAAAUGGCAAGCCAACCAUGUUCAGUUAGUAAACAUUGCAUUAGGCUUACUGCCCUUCAACCAUGUUUCUGUCUGUCAUGGCUAAGUGUUACAUUCGCCUUUCACCUAAAAUUUUGCAUUUCUACAGGCUUUACAGUGUCUAUGGAAAAGAUACUAGUGAAGAAUUAAAUCUAGGCAUAGGGAACUCUAUAUUAUAUUAUGCCACUAAUGAUGAAUCAAAUUUCAAUUGGAUUCUGUAGGUAUUCAAAUAAAUUUAUACAUGCAUAUAUAUAGAUAAAU
Messenger RNA from Musa acuminata AAA Group (dessert banana), 2915 nucleotides. RefSeq lists its product as uncharacterized. The record is from RefSeq and is a predicted model, not a curated record. The coding region runs from base 161 to 1978 and encodes 605 amino acids. Lineage: Eukaryota; Viridiplantae; Streptophyta; Magnoliopsida; Zingiberales; Musaceae. The transcript is spliced from 4 exons.